This is a messenger RNA of Gryllus bimaculatus (two-spotted cricket), 5908 nucleotides long. Lineage: Eukaryota; Metazoa; Arthropoda; Insecta; Orthoptera; Gryllidae. The record is from the annotation of a GenBank genome assembly.
AAUUACAAGGCUUAUGUAUUUCAUUUGUUGUCCUCUGUUGUCAAGCUAACAAUUGAAAGUUUUGAGAAACUGUUUUGCCAACUGCUCUUUCCUCUUCUGGGCAUUAAAUGUACAUGCUUAUAAAAAUGUUAUUAUUCUGUUACGUAAAAUCACUUUACACUUCACUUUUGAAAUCCGAAAGGUUCAUAGUGACAAAGAGGAAGAGCAAAAAUGAUAUUGAUUCCUGGUAUGUAAAUCCAAAAUCUUUUACACAAACAAACAUAAUAUGAUGUAUGGAUAGUAAAACAGAAAUCAAAAAUAUUCAAGUUCUUAACAAGUUCAAAUAAAAGUUUCACUGAAGUUAAGGAAUCCAAUCACAAAUUUUACAGAACUGGUAGAAAAAUAAAUGUAUUUAUUUGUAUUCCACAAGUACACAUGGAAGCAAACACAGUAAAACUUUUGCUAUUGGUACAAGUUGAACUGGAAUGUAUAUUCAUGGCUAUUGCUCAUCAUCAAAAACAAAGUAGACCCAUUUUAUAAUCCGUGUAAAAAAAGGAAAGGUCAUUCAAGUACGAACAUAGUCUUUUGACACUUCCUAUCAAGACAAAAUACAAAUGUGCUGGGACACCCACAGCAAGCGACAACUUGCCCCAGGCCUUGAAUUUUUUUCAUUUAUACAAAUUAACAGUUCUCUAAGUUAUUUCUGUUGUAUGGAGAAAUGAAAUUUGUUGAUGUACUGGAAGAGGGGCAUAACUUUUGUUUGAAAUAAAGUCUCCACCAAGCUACCGCCUCACUUUGUUUUCACUGAGUGCGCCUGCACAUAUGUACAGCCUAUAUAAACAGCAAUUUGCAUUUUCUUUUAUCUUAACAUAAACCUGAACUAAUAAUUUUCAAUGUAAAUAAAAAUUCCAUUUGAAAAUACAAAGUGAAUUAAUGGUCACCACUUCUACUGUACAAACAGUAGAAAACUAUGUACUUAGUCCUGUAGUCCAGAAUAAGGUAACUUAAAAUCUCUGAUGAGAAUACAUAACAAAACCUCUUGUAAAUAAUUUCUAUAGUAGGAACUUAAAAAAUGUAUAAAAUAUCUCUUCAUCACAAUUCCGGCGAUGAUGUAGCUGGAAAGCUUAUUUCCUACAGAAAGUUGAAAUUUACUCUCUCUUUUUUCUUUCCCUCAAUAGAACAUGUUCAAAAAUGAGGAAGACAUACUUUUCCUGCAAACAAUUCAGAAAUUACUGUUAUCCACAAGGCAAGCACAAAUAAUAUAUACGAAACUCCCACUUGAUGACUGUUAGGAAGCUGGUAUGGUUGUCCGCCUAUUUCGUCAACAUGAAAUCCCAUUGGAAAUAUAACAGCUGCCAAACAAAAUAAGACCAUAGCAGUGAAGCCAACCCAUCGUGCAUAUGGCACUACAUUACGGUCCCAAUGAGAUGAUGCCAAUAAUAUAAUGGUAGUUGUAAUACAUAUGCAACCAACAAAUAUGCAAACAAGUGCAAGUAACCAUUCUGGUUGCAAGUCUGGUGUGUAGCAAAUUUGUGAUCUGUUAUACAGUGUCAUACAUGUCCACAUAAGACCUAGACGUGUAUCACCUCCGACGUCUGUUAUAAUCCAGUCGGGCAUCGCUAAACUAACGAUGGCAAACACAUCCGCUGCUAGAAACAAUGUUCCUGAUAUUAAUGUCAACUUAUCCAUGUCUAUGUCCUUUACUUUAGCAUUAUUCAACACCAAAAUUGUUCGCUUUUGCUUCCAUUAGAAGCUCAGUAAAUUAAAAUAAUUCUGCAUAUCUGGUGCCACUCCUUUUUACAAACAAUUCAAUGUGAAAAAUAACAGAAAACUGAUCGAUUGCGAGUAUAACAAGUACACUCUCCUCGGAUACCGAUACACAAACAUCAGUCCGUCAUGUAAGAAAAAAAAAAACGUCAGUUGAACACUUCCCGAGCCGUGACCUUAUCAUGAAUACAGGCCAUCUCACUAAAAUAUCAACCUGAAAUCAACAAAAAAAGGAGAAAAGGGUCUCGAAUUUCCAAACGUAAAAAAUCGAUACUAUAUCGAUUAACUCGAAUUUAUUCGGUAUACACACCAGUGUCGAUAAUUAGUCGAUAGGAAAUGAUGCGACGUAUUUACUGCUAAAAUUUCCGAGUCGUAAGAAAAUCUGAGUUUGUGGAAUUUGUGGAAAGAAUUCAACGAUUCUUUCCUUCCGAAUAAUGUUACAUACCUGAAGAUUACAUUUCGACGCAGCUCAUGUAAAGUCUGACUGAGAAGGCUGUGAUGGUCAUUGCGGUAUUUUAAUUUUUUGAUGUAACCGGCUUGUGGUAAUUGGUACGUACUUAAUACGUACUUUACUAUUUUGUAGUAUAGUUGAGGAAUUUCGCUGACCUUAAGAUCAGCACUGUGAUAAUCACAUUAAAAAGAACACUAGAAAUAUGGCAAAAGGACCAUUUUUAGCGUUGUACAUUAUCGUCUGACAGUAUCCAACUGACAGGUGAUAAACAAAACUAAAUGUCCGGAGGAGGCACUGGUCAGGGAGCCUUGUAUUCUCCCCUCCCUCAAACAAUUAGUGACACUGACUCGUCAGAGGAAGAACUAAUUAGUGUAGUUCACCACAAUGACAGCAGGAAAUUUAUCGUGUCUGGAAAAGAAUCUCUAGAUAAGAGAAACGGUCAGAAAAUGGGUGAAUAUCGUCCUUUAGAUCACGACAAUGAACAAGAUGUUGCCAUUAAUGGAUUUCCAACUCGACCAACAGCUGCUGAUAAUGUUCCAAUUAUUAAAGCCGAAGGAACAGUUCCAAGACAUUUGGAACCCAUGUCACCAUUACGUAAAAUUUGCUUCGUUCUCUCUAUAGUUUUAUGUGGGCUUACCAUAGUGAUUUUCUUGUGGAUUAUUCCUUGUGAUUGGGCUACAUGCCCUUCUGCUCCUUUGAAGACUGGAACAAAAGCAUGGGAAAUAACUUUAGAAUCCAUAGAAUUGAAAGGAAGAAUCAGUGUGGUUGCUGGCGUCCCAGGUCGUGGACAUAACUUGAUAUUUCUGAUGAGAGAAGAUGUUACGAGUUCAAUUUUGAGUCAAGUAAAAGGAUUUAAGGAACCAGUGAACUCGCAUCCAAUAUGUAGUAGAGGAAUAUUGUCAUUGGUUGGUUCAACUGGCAAAGUUGCUUGGUGCAAGAGACUGCAAAGCCUACCGCAUGAUAUCGAUUGCUCUCUUAUUGAUGUGAAUGGAGAUGGAGUCAAUGAUUGCAUUGUUGUAGGAGCAGAGAAAUUACUUAUGGCUUUUGAUCCUAUAUCAGGUGAUGAAAUAUGGCGUCUGGAUGAACACAGUAAUGCAGUAGAUAUUGAUUUUCCAUUGAUAUUACCAGACUUAGAUGAAGAUGGCUUUAAUGAAUUAGUAUCAGCAUGUCGAAUUUCAACUUACAAUGGAAGUACAUCUGUUACUUCUGAUCAUAAUAAUUUAAUACUAAUGUCUGGGAAGUCUGGUGUGGUAAUUGGGCAACCUCUUACUGUUAAUAAUUGCUCAAAGAUUAGCAAUUUAGGCUUGGAGACAUCUUGGACUAUUACAUUCACAUGUGACCAGAUCACUGACAAUGGACAUGUGUCGACUAUUCCCCAGAUGCCAUUGCAAGAACUCUACACAAAGUCUACCAAAAAGUCAUUGCCUUCUUCUUUUUCCCAUAAUCAGAAAAUAGACCCACCUUUGAAGCAGCAUCAAACAUAUAAAAGAUCUGAAACAGUUGAAGAGACUUCAAGGUCUCAUCCAUUUCGACUGACCAUCAGCCGGCAAUGUCGUGGUUAUUGCACCAUAAACGCUAAGAUUUAUUAUGAAUGGCUUGGAGUGCCUAAUAAAAAUGUCAUAUGGAAUUUUACUGCACAGAAUACUUAUGCUAUGUUACCAGUGCCCUUUACACUGAAUAAUAAGUCAGGAGGAAACAACCCAUCAGUAGAAGGAUCUACUGUUAGUGGGUUUGUUUUGAAGUUCUGGCAGUAUAAUACAGAUCAGAGGCAUAGGAGUGAAGACGACCCAGCCACACUUCCUUUAUAUAGAAGCCAUCUCAAACGAAGGAAAAGGAACAUGAAUUUCUGGGAUGCUUCUUUUCAUAAUAUUACUCAGCGGUCUGUACCAGCAACAACAUUUGGUUCGACUUCAAACAUCAGUUAUCAUCAUUUCAAUGAGACUGUUGUAAUAGUUAUUUUCAAUGGCACAAAGCCUGCAACUUUUAACACAAGCCAGAAUAGCAUUGUGCAGAUAUGUAUUCAUGGAGACAAACAUGCUAAUCGCGUGAGUUGUCAACCAGACAUAAGUUUUCAGGAGCAAUCAAUGCUUAUUGCUGAUUUAGACCAAGAUGGAUCACAAGAAUUAAUAUCGUAUUUGACUACUUUUGAUCCACAAUCAAAUAAUUGGGCAAUGCAACAACAUUUGGGAAAUAGUGAUGAUCAUUCUCUAUUUUCAUUGAUGAGUCCAUUCUCUCUGCAAUCCAAGGUGAGGGUAAUUCGACUGGAGACUGAGCUGUUAAAGUUAUUUGAGAGCAUUGAUGACCAUUAAGUGAUUGGUUGUUGGUGAUUUGACAUGUACAAGCUCUCAAUACUCCCUGACUGUUGAUCUACUCUCAGUCAGUGAUUAUGACAAAUUUGGAAAAUGUCUAAGAAUAUUUAUUGUAAGAAUGAGGAUGAUCAUCAUUAUUUAUUUUUACAUAGAAUAGAAAUGCAUUCUUGGUAAGUGCUGUGUAAUACAGCACUAGUCUGCCUUUUCUGCUUAUUCUUCAAGUACCUGCUCUCAUAAGUUUAUUAAGUAAGAUUAGUUUUAUUUCUCUUCUCUAACAUUUUUUAUGAAAUUAUACUCAAAGUAUUCAGUGGCAAUAAGAGUAAUUUUUACUUUCAAUUUCUGUCAGAUUUGCUUUUUAAUUUCAUGUUAAAACAUGUUUUUAGCUCUCAUAUGCUAAUAUAUAUACAUUGAAAUCUCAUAUAAAAAGUUAAAACAUGGAAAUACCAUUAUUCUCAGUGCACCCAUACUUUAUUAGAUUUCUUAAUGUUUGAGUAAUUACAAAAUUUGCUGCUUAUGCAAAACUUGGCAAUCAGGUCAACUCUGAAUGCUGAGAAUUCCUUUAGGCAUUGCAAGAAUGCUGUUAACAACACUGAUGAACGGUUUGACUCUUAAAAUAUCUAUGAGCUAUAUUAAAUGAUGUAAAAUUAUCACAUUUCUUACUCUUAUCUGUAUGUAUGUACUGUGGCAAGAGCUCAGUAUUUCCAUUUAUUUAUUGUAAAUUAUCAUAUUUGUGAAGGCUUUUAUUGAACUAUAUUGGGGAAGUAAACUUUUAAAAGAGAAUACUACUCUCCAAAUUGGUGUAUAUUAAAAAAUACUUAUUGCUAUGAAGUGAUUUUUUUAAAUUCAUUAAAAUGAAUUUGUUUCAUAUACACAAUAAAAGAAGAUAAUAAAUAUAUAGCCAAUACACCUAUUAAGUACUUGAUUGCUUUCAAUUUCCUACUGUUGUACUGUAUUCACAUAGUUUAUCUUAAAAUGUUCCACAUACUUGAAUAUUCUAACAUGUAUUUUCAUAUGUGAUUAGUGUUGGUUUCAUGGAGUGUUAAUUUGAGGAAGAUCCUGAAAUGUAGUCAAAAUAGUCUAGUCAAGGCUAAGAAACCUUAAGUAUUGAGAUUGUAAAUGUUUUUGACUUUUUUUAAUAUUGCUUUUACAAUACCCAGAGUUACUCAAGUGGCUGUGAAAUUAUAGAGCUACUUUGUAAGACUUUGUUUCCUGUGAUUGUAAACCACUUAGAAGUUAGUCUUGAAAUAAACAAAUAAAUGAUUGUGUGAAAUCCUUUCAUUCCAAAAUACCAAUUGAGUAAUACUUUUUGUUGUCAAUAAUAAAUUAACAACAAAUGUGCAUGAUUUGUAAGAUAUAUCUAGUCAUAAACUGGAAAAAUCAAGAUUCGUGGUCAGAAAUAAAC